This is a messenger RNA of Erigeron canadensis, 2058 nucleotides long. Its product is annotated as probable glutamyl endopeptidase, chloroplastic. Gene Ontology annotation, molecular function: serine-type endopeptidase activity. The transcript has 13 exons. The record is from RefSeq and is a predicted model, not a curated record. Bases 1 to 1797 code for a protein of 598 amino acids. NCBI's taxonomy places the organism in Eukaryota, Viridiplantae, Streptophyta, Magnoliopsida, Asterales, Asteraceae. Gene Ontology annotation, biological process: proteolysis.
AUGUCAUCAUCAUCAGAUAAAAAUCCAACUUAUAUCAAAUUCAUGUCUGAUUCUGGAUUACACAUUGUUCUUCCGAUUAACGCAAUCGCUUCUGAAGAUACUGCUGCUCCUAAUGACUCUUCACUCUCACCUGAAUAUGGUACACCAGCUCCAGUUAUAUCAAUUUCUCCAAAGAAGGAUAAAAUUUUGGUCCUAAAGCGAACAUCUUUACCUCCGUUGUCAGAGGCAUUGGCAAAACAAGUGGAGAAGCUUACUGGCAUUCGUAUUGAUGGGAAAUCUAAUGCUCGUAAUAGCAUGUCAUUCUGUACCGGCAUUGGGAUCCAUGAUUUAAAGGAUGACGGUACAUGGGGCCCAGAAAAAUUGAUAGAUGGCUUUCCUGAGGGAUCUGAACUGCGCUUUGUUACCUGGUCUAAAGAUGCCAAACAUGUAUCUUUCAGCAUUCGACAAGACCAGGGGGAUGAUAGUAAGCUUCGAGUAUGGGUUGCAGACGUGGAAACAGGGAAAGCUAGGCUCUUAUGUCAGUCACAAGAUGUGUUUGUCAAUGAAGUUUACGAAAAUUAUGUGUGGGUAAAUAGUUCGACACUUUUAGUUCGUACAAUCCCAGAAUCUCGAGGAAGCCUACCAGAGAAACCGUUAGUCCCUUCCAAAGAUGAAUACAAUGAAGAUUUAUUUGAAUAUCACGCCACCUCACAACUUGCUUUGGUUUCCCUAGAUGGGACUGUGAAGUUUUUUGGCGAGCCAGCCAUAUAUACAUCACUAGAUCCAUCUGCUGACGGUGAACACAUUUUAGUUAGUUCAAUUCACAGACCAUUCUCGUUUACCGUGCCAUCUGGAAGAUUUUCCAAAAAGGUUGAUCUGUGCUCAGCAGAUGGAAAGUUUUUAAGGACACUAUGUUAUCUGCCUUUAGCUGCCAAGGACCUUCCAAUUGCCUCCGAAAGUGUGCAAAAAAGCAUGCACUGCGGAGCAGAUAAAUCUUCCGCACUCUACUGGUGGGAGACACAAGACGGUGGUGAUGCCAAAGUAGAAGUUUCUCCACGUGACAUAUUACCACUGCUUGGGUUGGCAAGGAGAUUUGCAAUAUUACCCGAGCCAACAAUUCCCAUCAUUGGCGAGGGCAAGGAAGAACCAGAUGACAGUUAUGUUCAACAACUCGAAGCUGCAGUGGAGGAGGUUAUCCGUCUUGGGAUUGCUCAUCCAGACAAAUUUGCUAUUGGAGGACGUUCGUAUGGAGCUUUUAUGAAUGCAAAUCUUUUGGCACAUGCCCCUCAUCUUUUCUCUUGUGGAAUUGCUCAGUCAGGAGCUUAUAAUCAAACACUCACACCUUUUGGGUUUCAGGUUGCUCAUCCAGACAAAAUUGCUAUUGGAGGACGUUCGUACGGGGCUUUUAUGAAUGAAAAUCUUUUGGCACAUGCCCCUCGUCUUUUCUCUUGUGGAAUCGCUCUGUCAGGAGCUUAUAAUCAAACACUCACACCUUUUGGGUUUAAGAAAGAAGAUAGAUUACUCUGGGAAGCUACUGAUACUUACAUCAAUAACACGGGAACGGUGACGAUGCAGGCAGAUCAUUUCUUUAAUGCUUUAAAAGGCCAUGGGGCCCUGACUCGGUUCGCUGUGCUACCAUUUAUAAGCCAUGAUUAUUCGUCACGCGAAAACAUAAUGCAUUUGUCCUUUGGGAGAGAGAUAAGUGGCUGCAGAAAUUUUGUGUGUCAAACUCUUCCGAGACCAACACAGAAGAUGUUGUCUCUAAAGUGUCCGAGAACAAAGCUGUUGCUACUAAAGCUGAUUCAAAGUUGUGUUUGAAAGAGGAAGCCACGUACGUAGGUCAAGGUUGCAUGCGAACCAGUAUUAUUGAGAACAAGUCUUUAAUUCGGCGGUUUAUCAAUUCCUUCUAUUCGGUGUUUAGUCUUUAAUAAUUGAUCAAUCAAAAUGUGGUUGUGAUCACAUACCAGGUCAUUAGGGUACUUUGCUUUAUUCUUGUCAAUUUCCAUGUUUAUUUAAUGUUCUCUUCUGGUUCUUUAAAUGUAUGCAUCUUUCUAAAAUACACAAAGCAGUGGGCUUGAU